GAACCAUGGCAUAUUCCAUUUCCAGUCGACCGUCUUCCCCUCGCCCUGGAGGCUGGAGCAACCACCAGCCUGCUUUGGCGCCACACAAACGUGCGCUCCUAGUCUGGUACGCCUCCCCUCAUGGCGACGGUCGCCGCGCAUCUCGGCUCCCCUCCACCGCCUCCUCUUCGACUCCCCGGCCGCCGCGCCACCUUCUCCACCGGAGCUCGCCGUUCCGCCACCGGCCGCUGUCGCAUUACGAGGUCGCGCAGGUUCUCCCGUUUGGAUUCAUGGACCACAAAGGCGUCAAUGUCUGGCGCGGAGCCUUCUGCUGGUGGCGAUGAUGCGAGUGAGGUUGUCGAUGUGCUGGAAGUGGAACCUAGCAAUCCUGGUGCUUCUUUCCUUGCGAAAGUGGCAGUUGCUCUGGGUGUUGCAGCGACGGUUACCGCGAUAUCAAUCUUCAUGAAGCAGCCUUCAUCUGUUCCAUCUUUCAGCAUGCCACAAAUUGUUGAUGCUUACGCACAGUCAGAUGCAGCCACAGCGACAAUUGGGUAUACAUUUUCUCUAUUUGGGAAGAAGGUCAUAAUUCCGGAAUAUACACCAGGGUGGGUCUACUUCUGGUUGCUCAUGGCUGCUGGAUUUGGACUGUUUAUUAGUGAAGAAGCUUUAAACGUUUGGGUUGGGAUUUCCUUGUCACGCACCCUUUGUUUGGACGGAACUUGGCAAUCUCUUGUUAACUCAUUCUCGAUGAAUGCAUCCUAUAUAAUUUCUACAGUAUUGUGGGUUUACUGGGGUGUUUGUAUCAGUGAUAUGGUUCCAUUCUAUCUAGGGAAGCUUUUUAGGCAAACAAGAGCAUCUGAAGACAUAUAUAGCAAGCUUGGAAUUGGCAAGGAGAAAGCCCUAAGCGUAUCCCAUGCGGUACAAAAGUACGGGAACCUAAUUGGCUUUGUUGAGCGAUUUUCGAUCGGCGUACGCAAUCCGACAUCAUUUUUAGCAGGCGCAGUGGGUGUAUCAGCAGACUGCUAUUUCGCUGGAGUUUGCUGUGGCUGUCUAUUUACUCUACCUAUCCAGCUAGCACUCGGAUUUCUCCUCAGAGAACGCCCGGUGGUCGCGCUCGCAAGCGUUGCAGCUGCCGUGCAUGCUCCCUUUGCAACCAGGGCAUCUGGACCGUGUUCCCUUACGCAGCGGCGGCGUGCACGGCGUUGUUCCUCUACCUCCGGCAACGCAAAUCCGGCGGGCGAAUGCAGUGAUCCAUUCUGCAUCCAGAACGGUUCCUUUUCACACCCCACACCCCAUGCAUGGUGCCUGCCAACUCACCCGACAGACUCCUAGAGAACUUCACUUGGGCUCUCGGAUAUACUAGGCCUGUAAAUUUUCAGAAAACUUUUCGAUUACUGUAUAGGCGUAGGAAUUAUUGUACAGUAGAUUCUUUACUGCUGUGCACUGGCAUUUCCAAUUUUCCAUUCUAGCGUAUGAAGACCUGUCAUUCUUGUGCUUUCACUAGAUUACAAGCUCCACGGUACUAGUCUUCAGUUCUCUCUCUUGUAUUUUUACUUAACUAGAAUCUUAAAGUGCCAAAGUGAUUUUGGAUGCACGUGCCGACGUGCACUCUUA
Molecule: messenger RNA, 1593 nt
Organism: Brachypodium distachyon (stiff brome)
Lineage: Eukaryota; Viridiplantae; Streptophyta; Magnoliopsida; Poales; Poaceae
Exons: 10
Coding region: 121-1311 (396 amino acids)
Source: RefSeq, a predicted model, not a curated record